AUGUUUCACUUUAUCCAUCCGUUCACUGCUAUUGUGGCAGGACCAAGUGGGUGUGGGAAGUCAAAUUUUGUAACAAAUUUCAUAAAAUCAGUUACAGAAAUAUGUAAUUGUGAUUUUAAUCAGAUCACAUGGUGCUUUGAUGAAAUGCAACCAUUAUAUAAUUUACCAAAUGUUAACUAUCAUCAAGGAAUUCCAAAUCUUAAUAUGUUUGAUGGUGAAAACCCACAUCUUGUUAUUAUUGAUGAUCUAAUGAGAGAGUCCGAUGGAAGAAUUGUGGAUAUAUUUACAAAAGGUAGUCAUCACAGGAAUCUUAGUGCCUACAGGGAUGCAACUCUAGAGGCGCAUGGAUAUUUAAUGGUAGAUUUAAAACAGAAUACCAAUGAUUUUUGUCGUAUCAAGACAAAUGUCUUUCCAUUUAAUGGUUUCUGUACAGUCUACGUCCCCACAAAAGAGUUUAAAUACACUAAGAAUCAAACAAUUGAAAUCAUUGCUAAAUGA
Molecule: messenger RNA, 498 nt
Organism: Parnassius mnemosyne (clouded apollo)
Lineage: Eukaryota; Metazoa; Arthropoda; Insecta; Lepidoptera; Papilionidae
Source: the annotation of a GenBank genome assembly